Messenger RNA from Paramuricea clavata, 2622 nucleotides. NCBI's taxonomy places the organism in Eukaryota, Metazoa, Cnidaria, Anthozoa, Malacalcyonacea, Plexauridae. The record is from the annotation of a GenBank genome assembly.
AGUGAUGAAUGUGGAUGAUGACGUCAGCAGUGAGGAUGAGUGGAACGACAUACAGACAAAUAGUGAAGAUAAUGAUGACGUCAUUGACGAGACUGAAGAAAACACGGUGUGUAUAUCUAAUUAUAAAUAGCUCUUUGUUUAUCCCUUUAUUUAUGUCAGGGAAAGGUUUACAGGUAAACUAUGUGAAGCGUUCCUCUCUUGAGUUUCUAAAUCGAAUGCAAUUUUCCUCAUUACCUUUGCAAUUUAAAAAACUCCCUUGCAAAUCCCUUGAGGGAAUUUGCAAUGUUGCUAAUUUUCCUCAGUUCCUGUUAGAAGUUCUUAAGGUUACAGGACACCCUUUUUGGCGUUUGGCGGAAAAUCGCUACUGCGCGCUCAAUAUCAGUCCGAUUUGAAUCAAAUUUUCACCAAAUGUUCGCCAGUGUAUGCAAAAUAUGGUAAAGUUGUAAAAUUAACAAACAAUAAAAUAAUAUAAGAAUUAUUCAGGAAAAUCUUAAAUCGCGGUACCGUUACGCUUUUGAGUUGUGCUCCUGCUGGUUUUAAGUUAUAUUUAUGAAAAUAUCAUUUUUAUACAGUAAAAUAGUUGUUCUAAAAAAUUGUGUUCGGAAAUUUUUGUUUAUUUCGUCAUUCCGCUGAUAUGGCGAUUUCUUUGACGACUGCAAUAUAUUUCUGAAUUGUUUGAGUGAAUUGCUCUUUAUUAUUAAAAUAUCGAAAAUUAAAGAAAAGCCGAACACGAUUUUGAAAUUGACGUCUUUAGCUAUGUCCUGUGAAAAUUUGAGAAAAAUUGGUCAAAACCCGCAGGAGCACAACUCGUUUGAAAAUCAGUAAUUACCGUAAAAUUCUUCGGGAGAAAAUUGAAUUUGAAUAUUACAUUUUCAAUGUUUUUCUUAUUGCAGCGAAAUGUAUUUUAUUAAAUAACUCUGCGAGUUUUCAACAUUUUUCGUUCAAACUUGGUCAGAUAGUAGAACUAGUCUAAUGCUUUCAUGGAAACCAAUAAAAAAAUUUUAGUCAAAAUUAACCCUCAAAGGUGUUCUGUAACCUUAACUUCCUGUUUUGCUCUGUGCGUUGUAAUUGGCUAACAAAAAUAAUCCACCAGUGACAACGCUCAGAACAGAACAGGAAGUUAGGAAAAUUUAAAAUGAAGUUUUUUGCAUUGGAAUAUUGCAACAGCCGAUAGGAACAUUUCAAAUUCCCCCAAGGGAUUUCCAAAGAGUUUUUCAAAUUUGCAAAGCUAAUGAGGAAAAUUCCAAAUGAGUCAGGAAGUCAAAGUAGGAACGCUUCACGUAGUUUACCUGUAAAAGAUGAACAUUUUCCUCUGGUAGAUCUUGACCAUUUACUAUGAUUGUAAAUUUAACAAUUUUAAGAAUCAUCCUGUACAUCAGAAUGUUUCAGUGCAUGCAGUUUAUUGUAGAUUCUACCAGUUAAUUCCAGUCUUACUCUGUGAGGUUAUACGUGGUUAUUUUUAAACUACCUGGGGCCGGUUGUGCAAAGGGUGUAUAGUGCUAUCCACCGUAUAGUGAUUUAUUUUUUCAAUCGUUUUUAAAACACUUAAAAUGCUAUUGAUAAAAAGAAACUUCAAUUUAUAAAUACAAAAGUUUAAUCUGGGUUAUAUCAAUCAACGGGUUAUUUUAGGAACCGAUCUUCGUACAACCGGCCCCUGGCUUGGAAAAAUCAAAGAAUAAAGGAAUACCGAAAAGUGUGAUACUGAGUAUUUUGUCCCUUUGUAGCCUGCAGACAAUCAUUCUGUGUGCGAAGAGAAUGAAGAAAACCCGGAGUUAGUAGCUUCAAGAAUAAGUCAAACCAAGGUAAGGAUUGACCAGUUUCUAUAUUUCAUUUAUUUAUUUAUUUAUUAAAGUUAUUAUUGACCCAAAUAUAAAAACACUUGAUUGCAAAAUUUACAGAAUCCAUUUCCAGCCGACAACUUUAGAAAAUACAAUAUAAAACAUACUGUGAAUAAAAGCAUUUUGUGCUCUCAAGAUUUGAGUUAUCAACAAGAAUACACGAUAUAUGCGCUCAAAACCUGAAAUAAAAUCGAAAUACCAGCACUGCCUAUCAUGUCUUCUUGUUGACGCCAUAUUUAGAGCAAUAUAAGCAUGUGGGGGGGGGGGGGCACCACCAAUAAUUUCCGAAUACUUUUACUACUAGCUGAAUAAUUGUGUAACAAAGCUGUGACAACCAUGAAACAUGAUAGACUAUAAAUUAAGCUAUACUGCAUAUUGCAUGAAAUAUAAGAAAAAAUUUCAGAUUCAAAUUAGUUCGUAUAUUCACAACAGAUUUUAAUAUAGAUUUUCACAAAUGAAGAUUUCAAGAAAAUCAAGCUAACAAAGAUUAUCCAACAAGUUAAUCCAAAAGGUGGAAAGAAAAGGAAACGUGAACAAACUAUCGACGAACCUUCCGAAAAGUAAUUUCGUCUCCAUUGCCUUCAUGACUUUUUAUAUUUUGUGAUGAGAUCAUGAAGAAGACACAAUAAUAUUUCAUGUUGGUCUAUUUUAUUUGUGCAGGAAAGAUUUAUUGUCAGUUGAUGAUAUUGAACAAAUUACUGGGAAGAAACGAAGAAGCAAUAAAGAAGAGAGGAUAGCGUCAGCGAAGGUAGAAAUAGCUUUUAUACUCAUAAAGAACAUAUAA